AUGCACUGCCAUUCACACCAGCCGAUCAAAGAUACGAGUUUUAAGUUAGUUGGUCCAAUUGUCCGUGCGACGAGGUCUCCGCCACAGCAGCCGACUGAGCUCAUCUACUGUACAGCCCGUGUGUGCAUUCCCAAGAGAAAGCUCGAAUAUCCACGUCGCAGAACCGAGGACAUUCGACCACGAGGGCAAGAACCAGCUCUUUGCCGUCUCUUUGUCCCUAGUCUUGGCCACCUGAGCGUGAACGGUCUAGUAACAGAUGUGGAUAUCCGAUUGCGAGCUUCGCUGCGUAGAAGCGCACUAGAAUAUCAGCCCGUUCAAACUAAUGGCUCUGUCAACCCCAAAAUCUAUUUCUGCGGCAGCGGAAUUCUGCUUUGCUUUAUUUUCCAUAUAAUUCGGUGCUCUUCAUCAACAAGCAAUUCUAUUACGGUCUCGGUUUCUCUGUUAUCCAACCUCUUUUGUUUUGGUACUUCUGCUUGUUGUCAUUACUUGCUUGACUCGGGGAUGCAGAUUUCUUCCUUCUUCCUGCUGGACCAUAUCGGAAUUGUCCUGCACAUAUGGGGAACGUCCGUGUCGGUCUUGCUCCUAGAGAAUUCUGGUAGUGGGAAACGGACUUCCAUUAUUCUGGGAAUCACUCUGGCCCGGGUAAUCUGUACCAUCUGUUUGAUAACCUGGUCAAGGGAGAAGAGAGAACGAGUGCUAGUUAUUGGGGCAUUUGGAGCAUUGGCCCUAUGCAGCGUCUCGCUCUAUAACGCUGUUUUCUCGAGCAUGUCUCGACUGACGGCAUCUUAUAUCUUCUUGGCUCUGGCCAAUGGCAUCGGAGGGUGGUUCUACUCCCGUGGGUCUAUUCAAUUGCUGAUUCAACUUUCAAGCAAGCCCUAUACUGUUUCGGGGCAUUCGUUGAUGCAUCUAUGCUCACUUUUUGCGUCAAUUUUUCACGCUUCAAUUCUGGCAUCUUCUGUCUGUAUCUGA
Molecule: messenger RNA, 969 nt
Organism: Penicillium salamii
Lineage: Eukaryota; Fungi; Ascomycota; Eurotiomycetes; Eurotiales; Aspergillaceae
Source: the annotation of a GenBank genome assembly